UUGUCAUUGGUAUCCGUUUGCCCAAUAAUCUGAAUGGAAGCCGACUUCUACGAGCAGUGCGGGGUCUACUUGAUUUUCUCUAUUUCGCACAAUAUCCAUGUCAUAGCUCAGAGACCUUGCAGCUGCUGGACGACGCACUCAAUCUUUUUCACAACAAUAAGGACAUAUUUAUUGAUCUUGGUAUACGAAACAAUUUCAAUCUACCAAAACUGCAUGCAACUCGCCACUACUCUCUCAUGAUUAUGAUGUUCGGUACAACCGAUAAUUAUAAUACGGAGUACACCGAACAACUUCACAUUGACUAUGCAAAGGACGCUUACCGGUGCAACUAAUCACAAAGAUGAAUUUGUCCAGAUGACACACUGGCUCGAACGAAAGGAGAAGAUUCUCCGCUAUGAGAAGUACAUUAACUGGCGACUUGCUGGUGAUGUCGAGUCCGAGCCUUACCAUUCACAUCCUCCUGACAUGACUUUCCAUCGGCUUCAAAAAAUGACGAAGGACCCUAGUGCAAAGGCUGUCAAUAUUGACAAGCUUGUCGAAGACUAUGGCGCUACUUAUUUCCGCGAAGCGCUCGCACGCUAUAUCACACAACUCAACCACGCCAAUGCCCAUACUCAAAUACUGGAUGUGCUGGCACGCGAUGUCCAUCUCCCGUUCCGAACUCUCCCUGUUUUUCACAAAAUCAAGUGGCUCUCAGUAGAUAGUCGUGGUCUUGGUGAUGCAGCAGUCACGUUGGACUCUGUGCAUGCCAGACCACAACGGACCUCCGGUUCUUGUCUGUCUGCUCGUCGUUCGGAUACAGCUCUUGUGCGCCUUGGUCCCAAUACAGAUGUUAGUAUGGGUAUGGAAGUCAUUUUUUCAUUACCAUCAAAAUCACUAUCACUCCUCGUUGCGCCAACGGUCCAGGUUCCCAGCCACCUAGCUUAUAUUGAAUGGUUCACGCCAUUCCGUUCGACUCCUGAUCAAUGCCACGGACUUUACAAGCUCUCGCGAUCCUUUCGUGGUGGUGAAAAGUUGACGAUGCGUAGUGUCCAUCUGAUACCAAAUUUUGGUGCCGUCGUCCCACGGGAAUGGACGAGUGACACAGUUCUAGAUGAUUGUAAUACUUUUUGGUUGAACUCAUAUUUAGAUAGAUACACUUUUUGUAUCUUUAAAUAAUUCUCGAUAAUCGCACUGUAUUUUAUCGUGUCUUAGUAGGUUUACCUCUAAUACUUGUAAUUAGAUAGAAUUAUCUG
Messenger RNA from Suillus bovinus, 1235 nucleotides. RefSeq lists its product as uncharacterized. NCBI's taxonomy places the organism in Eukaryota, Fungi, Basidiomycota, Agaricomycetes, Boletales, Suillaceae. The transcript is spliced from 3 exons. Bases 304 to 1158 code for a protein of 284 amino acids. The record is from RefSeq and is a predicted model, not a curated record.